AUGGCGCUCGUCGAGAUUGACCCCCAGAUUCUACCGAAUCUGAAGCUGAGUCUCCAUUCGUUCCAGAUCAUCUUGGCCUUUCUGGCGUGGUGUUUGGAGAUUGCCGUUUUCCGCGGCGACACCUCCAGGAUUCUGGGAACAAAUGGAUGGACCUUUGCAGUCUGCUUCCUUUCCAUCCCGGCGUGGAUCUAUCUUGUCAUGACUCCUCGAUUCGGCCGCACUCGCAGAUUUGCCAACCCGUAUAUUAUGCUUGCCGUUGACGGUCUCUUCAUCAUCAUCUGGAUCUCUGCCUUCUCCACCCAAGCUGCGUACAACAGCUCUGGCAGUUGCGGUGGCAGCUGUGGCAUUAGCAAGGCUAUUGUUGCCGUCGGAGUCUUUGUCACUCUUCUCUGGAUAGGAACUACAUUCCUCAGUGCAUACACUCUGCAAUAUUACAACUUCCAUGGCACGUUACCAGGCUACGAUAGUCGCAAAAUCAGUGGCAGCGAGAACAUCGACCCUGACAAGGCUGCUUUCUCCAUGGCGCCCCACGAUGAAGAAGCUUAUGAGCGAGUCAACAUGGACGACCACGAUGGUCCGGGCGCUUACGACGACCACAACACCAGCAUGAACAGCCGCUACGGUGACAACACCCCUUACAACCCUGAUGACUUUGACGAUCCCAACCGCUAUGGUGCUCUGCCGCCACGAACCAACAGCACCCCCCUUUUCGACAGUGAAACUGAAUACCAUGGAAGCGCUCUCGGCACUGAUAUCAGCCACCAUAAGACGCCGUCGCCCGGCCCUUACAGCGGUAACCACGCAGACACUUAUGCCGAUGGCCCGGUGCAGUUCCCCACUGGUCACUACGACCGGAUAGAGUCUUGA
Messenger RNA from Trichoderma asperellum CBS 433.97, 867 nucleotides. RefSeq lists its product as uncharacterized. The record is from RefSeq and is a predicted model, not a curated record. Lineage: Eukaryota; Fungi; Ascomycota; Sordariomycetes; Hypocreales; Hypocreaceae. Gene Ontology annotation, cellular component: membrane.